AUGAAAAACUGCAAUCACAAAUAUGCUGCAUGUAAUUAUAAGUCUGGCACUGAGUGUCAGCCCUGUGCUGUCGGAAGCUUUACAACCGACCAGAACCUUGAAGACAGUUGCGAACGCUGCUUCGGAGACUGCAGACCAGAUUAUCACCUGAAGGUGGUUCAGAAAUGCACCAGCACGUCCGAUUUAAAGUGCGUCUGUGAGGAUGGUUAUAAAUGCGCCAGGAAUGUCCCAUACAGCGAGAACUGUGGAUUCUGUGUCAAGAUCCAGCAAACGACCACAGACGAACCGACAGGAAACCAUGAGCAGACGCCUUCCGUUAUUCCCUCAGGAAGUAGCAGCUCCUAUGCCAAACUCUGCCCAUCUUCCAAAUGUGACCGUCAAUCAGUCCCAUCAACACCCAGCACAGACGUGAAGAGCAGUCAACUGGCAGCCAUCUUGAGUCCAGUGGUUGUUGUAGGAUGUGUGGCUCUCAUGAUCCUGUUCUGUGUCCAACAACCAAGGCAUGAUACAUGUUUCAAGCGAGCUGUUGCAGAGCUAUUUAAUGAGCGAAGACAGGUUUCUGCUUCUUGCAAGUCAAAGGAGUCAAGUCACCAGUUCCCCAAAGACUCAUUCAGAGCAAAGCAGCAGCCGCCGCCCCUCGCAGAAGCCAAUCUGGGUCCAGUCUAUGUCCAAAACCCAGGGACGGUCAUCUUCAGCUUUCUCAGCCAGUUUACAGGACAAGUUGGUUCGACAACUGCAAGUGGGAAGGCGGCUGAAAGAGUGGACAAUGAAGAAGACGAGGAAAGAGACAGUCCUGUGUGUCAUCCCACAUCCUCCCCCAUUAUUCAUCUGUCCGAGGAGGAGAGGACCGGAGAGAUGGAAAACAUAUUCUUCCCCUCACAGGAGCAGGGGAAGGACUGCCACGUGUCCAAGGAGGAGGAGGAGGAGCUUUGAUGCAUCCAGCAGAGGAUUUGUGUUGAUGGUUAUGACCAUGACUCCAAACACAGGAAGGAAUUAUAAAACUGUGGAGCUACAGAUGAGUGUGGAGCAGAUUUUAUUGUCCUCUGACAAACUGUGAGGGGAUUACAGUGCUCCACGUGACAUUACCCCCUGCAGGCUCUGACAUAGGCACCAGAAACUGACAAACAGCUGGGAAAAGCUGAAAUUUGAAUGUCUUUCAAAAUUAAUAGACAUUUUCAUUUCAAUAAAAGUUCAUUUUGAGUACAUCUGAGUAGAAAUAUAUGAAAUUCAAUGCAAAAAAAUUUGCAUGACCUAUAAUCUAACCACAAAACUACAGCAAAAACACAAAGGUGUUACAUAUAGACCAUCUUUACCCUAUGUGUACCAUAGUACAUACCAGCUACAACACAGUGCACGAUUUCUAACUCAUGCGUAUCACAGUGUCCCUCUCUGUAUUUUCACUUUCUAUAUCUCCAUUGUUUUAUACGCUUUUAUCAUCAUAACGUCACAGAAGUCAAAGAGUCAUGUUUCCACUCAGGAAACCGAAUCAGCCCAGAAAUACUUCACUUUUCUGGUUAUAUUUGCCAGCACGGACUGAAGUGGUGUCGGGCCUCAUUAGCCAAAAAUGUCCUGAGCAACACAGGAUGUGUGCUGGUCCUAGUUCAGGCUCAACACCUAUUUAGCAUUUAAGUCACAAAUCAAUAGAAUGGGUUGCUCGCAUUCCCCGCAGACUUCCUGGACAGGCUUGCAUACAUCGUCGUCCUCAGGGCAUGAUCGUCCUGGUUUUUUCAUUAAAAAGCAGCCUGAAAAGAAAAGGGGGAAGUUUUCAUAUAAAUUACAUUGAAACAUGAAAUAAUAAUCACACAAGUAAAGAUGUAAAAGUACAAUGCUCAGUGUACUUCCUGUAUUUGUAUACUGCUGCAGUGUUGUCUGCCUCAUGACAAUAAUCUACUUACAGUCCUUGGCCCUGAUCCAGCUCAGAAAGGGCUUUAUUUUAGUUACAAUGACAAGUGCGAUUCCAAUACACAGGAGGGCGAUUAUCACCAGGAACCACACCGUCUCUGUAAGAAUGAAGGAAAGAGACAUUUUUAGAACAUAAAGACAAACACUGGAGUGAGAGAUCAAUCAUGUCAUUGGCAAAG
Molecule: messenger RNA, 2081 nt
Organism: Paralichthys olivaceus (Japanese flounder)
Lineage: Eukaryota; Metazoa; Chordata; Actinopteri; Pleuronectiformes; Paralichthyidae
Source: RefSeq, a predicted model, not a curated record